CUGUCAUAAGAGGCGGCAACCUCCAGUUGCCGGUCACCCGCACCGGCGAGUUCUUACUUGUUCCCACAAUUCUUACCUUACCCUUUCUCCCCUCAGAAUUGAGAUGCAUUAUUAAUUAUUCCCGAGAAGCUUUCUUUUUUGUUUUGUAUUCUUUUGUUGUAUCAUAUCCUUCAGCUUCUCAGUUCACAGUUCACACACAGACACAGAGACAGAGUUUCGAUUUGGAAGCUACAGUGUGGCCUUUUCUUUGCAGUGCUUUUUUGGGGCUCUUCAAACAGCAACAAAUUAUAUUGCAAAGGAAGAAGGAAGCUUUUGUCAUCUUCUUUUCAGUUUUUUUAUCAUCCAUCCCCUUCCCCAGGGCUCGUUCCAUGUUAUCCAUUUUCAUCUCUGAUUCCAUAUUCCUAUUAAUCCCUUUCCCAAAUCAAAUUGCCCCCAAAUUCUUUUCCACCUCCUGAGCUUCGCUUUUUCAGAGAUUAAAUCAGAUCAGAUCGGAUUGUGGGAAACAAACAAUGACGGGGUGGAGAAGAGCGUUUUGCACUUCUAUUCCUAAAGAUUCAGAGACGAAGGUGUUGAAAGAGAAUACCGUUAAUAGCCAGAGCCAGAGCCAGAGCCCUAGAAUCAGCUCUAAAUUUGGGUUUUUCUCCAACCCAUCCACGCCUCGCUCGCAGUCACGGCGGCAGCCGGAGCCAGGCCUCGGCCUCCGAUGCCGGACCUCGGUUGCUACUGCUACUACAGCUUCGUCGACGCACAAUAGCCCCAAGCUCCAAAAGAAAACCAAUGGCUCCAGAUUGUUCCAGUUCUCCAAUCCUUCUUCCCCAAAAUCGCCCUCCAGUUUCUCCUUCAUUAAAUCCGGCUUACGACUCUCCAAGAGUAGGUGCGGAAUCUGCUUACAAAGCGUUAAAAGAGGACAAGGAACGGCCAUUUUCACUUCAGAAUGCUCCCACUCCUUUCACUUUCCUUGCAUCUCAGCGCACAUCAAGAAGCACCGGACUGUAGCGUGCCCCGUUUGCAGCUCCAUUUGGAACGAAGCUCCGUUGCUCGAUACUCACAACCCUCAGAAGCAACCAAUCCAGACAGAGAAGACAAGAGGAGUUGAAUCGGUUAAACUCGGAGACCUUAAAUCGAAGCCAUUCAAAGUUUACAACGAUGACGAGCCUUUGAUGUCCCCGACUUCCGGUGGUCGCUUCAAUCCAAUACCAGAAUCCGACGAAAACGAAGACGAAGAAGAACAGGAUAGCGCAGUAGAGUUCCAAGGGUUUUUUGCAACAUCUGCACCGUUAUCCUCUCCAAAACUACCUAACGUUGUGAAAAAUGUUGAAGUGAGUCUAUUGCCGGAGGCAGCGGUAGUCGCAGUUGGUCGGAGCUAUGAGACCUAUGCGGUGGUGUUGAAGGUCAAGGCUCCGCCUCGAUCUGCAACGACGUCGUCAUCGCCGAUGAGCCGAAACCUCCGUCCUCCAAUUGAUUUGGUAACCGUUUUGGAUGUCAGUGCGAGCACGAACAGCGCCAAACUCCAGAUGGUGAAACGAACUAUGCGACUGGUUAUUUCUUCGCUCUGUUGCAAGGACCGCCUCUCGAUUGUGGCGUUCUCCGCCAGCUCCAAGCGGUUGUUGUCUCUACGGAGAAUGACAUC
Messenger RNA from Momordica charantia (bitter melon), 1630 nucleotides. Its product is annotated as E3 ubiquitin-protein ligase WAVH1. The record is from RefSeq and is a predicted model, not a curated record. Lineage: Eukaryota; Viridiplantae; Streptophyta; Magnoliopsida; Cucurbitales; Cucurbitaceae.